Molecule: messenger RNA, 567 nt
Organism: Nanorana parkeri
Lineage: Eukaryota; Metazoa; Chordata; Amphibia; Anura; Dicroglossidae
Gene: ARL16
Product: ADP ribosylation factor like GTPase 16
Exons: 5
Coding region: 44-559 (171 amino acids)
Molecular function (GO): GTP binding; GTPase activity
Source: RefSeq, a predicted model, not a curated record
AGGGAGACGGUGGCGCCGGUGUUGUAUACACUGUGAGGGAAGGAUGUGUUUGAUUCUCGGGCCUUCCGGUGUGGGGAAGACUCUGCUCAUGAAGAGGCUCCAAAAGUUAUGUUCUAAAGAUUCAGCUGGCCUGGGCGACCCGCCAUCCACACAGCCCACUGUUGGCACGAAUCUGACUGACCUGACAAUACAGAGGAUGCGAAUCACUGUACGAGAAGUGGGCGGCUCCAUGGGACCCAUCUGGCCCAGUUACUACAAGGAUUGCAGGACUGUAAUGUUUGUUGUAGAUGCCGCUAAUCCAAUGCAGGUGUCAGCGUCCUGUAUACAGCUUCUGUCUGUGCUGUCUGCUCCCGCUCUGUCUUCUGCCUCUGUGCUCAUUAUCUUCAAUAAAACGGACCUGCCGUGCUGUAUGUCAUUGGUCAAAAUGAAGUCAUUAUUCAGAAUGGAUGACAUAAUAGCCAGUUCUCAGCAGCCAGUCACAGUCAUGGAAACUAGUGCCCUUGAAGGCAAAGGACUGCAAGAUGUUCUGCAGUGGCUGCAUUCAUCUAUUGGGACAUAAUGCAACAC